AAAGAGACCAGUCUUUGGAGCAAGGACUUCGUACAGCACCAAUUUAUAGUGAAUCUGCAAUUCUCUGACAGAACGAAUUGAGAAGACGAGCAUGUGAAACUUUAAUUUAGCGGCGAAGUGAAGAGAAUGAAAAGGAACCGUCUGCGCUCUUACGAUUCAGCACGCUGGACAGCGCGCGCAAGUUGCGCCUCGUUCGACUUUUGGAGUUAAUUUUUGUCUAUAAGAAGAGUACAAACAACCAACACACGAGGAAUCAUGCGUGUUAUAACGUGCUCACAAUCACCGUGGCUAGACGUACUUCGAUAAUACUUCUGGAGUGAGAAAUGGACUUUGCGGAAAUUCUGGUUGCCUUGUUUAUCGUUGUGAUCGCGGUUGUUUCUUUGUUGUCGAACUUGCUGGUGUUACUAUGCUUCAUCAACAGCAGCGAGAUACGCAAACAGGUGCCGGGGAUAUUCGUUAUGAACCUCUCCUUUUGCAACAUACUGAUCACUAUCGUGAACAUGCCAUCUACUUUGGUGGGGAUUAUAAGAAAACAGCAGCCCUUUGGAGAUUGCCUCUGUCACGCAGUCAGCUUUCUAGAGACCUUCUUGACUGCCAACACGAUGCUGAGCAUGGCAGCCCUCAGUAUAGACCGCUGGAUCGCCGUAGUCUUCCCGCUAAGUUACUCCAGUAAAAUGCGCUAUCGGGACGCGCUGGUUAUGGUGUGUUACUCGUGGCUUCACUCGCUCACAUUCUCCCUCAUCGCAUUGCUUUCCUCCUGGGUUGGCUACCACCAUGUUUACGCAUCCUGCACGCUGCAUCUGACCGAGGAGAACGCACGGAUUAAGUUUACUGUGUUCACCGUUGUGUACCAUGCCACCAGUUUCAUGCUUUCGCUCCUGAUUUUGUGCGUCACAUAUUUAAAGGUUUUAAAAGUUGCACGCUUUCACUGCAAGAGGAUUGACAUUAUAACCAUGCAGACCCUCUUCUUACUGGUAGAUAUACAUCCAAGUGUUAAACAACGCUGUAUUGCCGAACAAAAAAAGAGGAAACAGCGCGCGACCAAGAAAAUCAGUAUUUUCAUUGGCUCAUUUAUUAUCUGCUUCGCUCCUUAUGUGAUAACCAGGCUGGCAGAGCUCCUUCCUUUUGUGGACAUCAACCGGCACUGGGGCAUUUUCAGCAGGUGUUUAACAUACAGCAAGGCUGCUUCAGACCCUUUUGCAUACUCCCUCUUGCGGCAGCAGUACAAAAAAGCCCUGGUUACAGGAGCCAACCGGCUUCUGAAACGUGACUUGUACCCUUCUUCUGGACACAACAGCUCAUUGGACACAGAAAAUGAUUACUGUCUCCAAAGAAUCAGUUAA
This is a messenger RNA of Electrophorus electricus (electric eel), 1343 nucleotides long. RefSeq names its product G protein-coupled receptor 78b (gene gpr78b). Gene Ontology annotation, biological process: adenylate cyclase-activating G protein-coupled receptor signaling pathway. Gene Ontology annotation, molecular function: G protein-coupled receptor activity. The record is from RefSeq and is a predicted model, not a curated record. Gene Ontology annotation, cellular component: membrane. NCBI's taxonomy places the organism in Eukaryota, Metazoa, Chordata, Actinopteri, Gymnotiformes, Gymnotidae.